Messenger RNA from Pelagomonas calceolata, 876 nucleotides. NCBI's taxonomy places the organism in Eukaryota, Pelagophyceae, Pelagomonadales, Pelagomonadaceae. The record is from the annotation of a GenBank genome assembly.
AUGCUGGCAUGGCGCUGGACCAGCGUCGCAGCAGCCGCCAACGCAUUCGUGGUGCCGGCGGGCCCGCCUCGUCUCACGCUGCGCAGUCCGCCAGCAGCGGCGGUCGCCGACUACUCGUUCAUGCUGCCCGCGUCGACGGCGGUCGCGACGUGCUGCCAACUCUGCGGCAUCGGCGGCGCGGCGCUCUUUUCGCCCAUCUUCCUGCUCGUCUUCCCGCUGCUGGGCCCCGACUACCCGCUGGACUCGGCCGCCGCGGCCGUGGCGUCCGCGCUGCUAACGGAGACGUUCGGCUUCGCUUCUGGGCUCGUCGGCUACGCGCGGCGGGAUCUGGUCGACUGGGCCGUGGCGCGGGAGAUCCUCGCCGUCGCCGUCACCGGAGCGCUCGUCGGCGCGGUAUGUGCGCCGUCGCUCGCCGGCGACGCGCAACUCCUGCGCGCCGUCUACGCGCUGCUGAUGCUGUCGCUGGCGACGGACCUCGCGCGGCGGGACUGUGUGGCGCCGCCGCCCGGGGACAAGCUGACCGACGGCGCCGCGACGGCCGGCGGGGCCUUCCUCACGGGCCUGCUUGGCGUCGGCGUCGGCGAAGUCGUAUUGCCGCAAAUCUCGCGCGACCGGCCGCUGCCACAGGCCGCGGGCACCUCCGUCGCCGUCGUCGCGGGCACCGCCGCGGCAGCCGCCGUAACACAACUGGCGGAGCUCGACGCGAGUGAAGUUCCGUGGGAGCUCGUCCGCUACACGAUCCCCGGGGUCAUCCUCGGCGGCCAGAUCGCGCCGCGCCUCGCGGGCCGCCUCGACGACCGGCAAAUCGAGCGCGCGGCCGCCGCACUCUUCGCGGUCGUCGGCGCCGCCUUCGCGCUCAAGGCCGCGACGGGAUAA